Messenger RNA from Daldinia loculata, 1534 nucleotides. Its product is annotated as Fip1 motif-domain-containing protein. Bases 217 to 1230 code for a protein of 337 amino acids. The record is from RefSeq and is a predicted model, not a curated record. NCBI's taxonomy places the organism in Eukaryota, Fungi, Ascomycota, Sordariomycetes, Xylariales, Hypoxylaceae. The transcript is spliced from 3 exons. Gene Ontology annotation, cellular component: mRNA cleavage and polyadenylation specificity factor complex. Gene Ontology annotation, molecular function: RNA binding.
GCCUUAUUCUACAUAUGUAUCGCACUUCCUUGUCUUCCCUAGCUCAAGGUAACCAAUUGAAACCCAAUUGAACCCAUCCACCUGCAGUGACUUACAUCUAAACCCUUACGUCCAAUUUGAACCUUCACUUCUCCCGAACAUUAGCGUCCAUACAACUUUCCGGCAUCAAGAUUUUAACCUCUUACCUAGUACGACCUUUAUACAUCUAGAAGCAUAAUGGAUAUUGACGACGACGAUGAUUUCUAUGCUCCCGACGAGCCCACCACUCAAAAUGACCCGUCUAACUCUACCGAUUCUCAUACUGCGGCUACAUCUGUCCAGCCCCAGCCCCCACAACAGCAACAACAAGAUGAGGAGGAUUUAGAGGAAGGAGAGGAGGAAGAUGAAGGCGCUGAUAUGGACGAGGAUGACUCGGACAUAGAUAUCAUCACGGAACGGAAAGAUGGCACAAAUGCGCCUCCGCCUACCCAGUCGCGAUAUAGUGACAUACGAAACAUACCUCAAAGAUCAGCGUCAAGCGAUACGACCAAGCCUGCCGCUGUUAAGAAGGAAGACGUACCAACGCGGUCCACCUCGGGCCACGACUUGCCCGCAGUUUCCACAUCCAAGGUCGAUGUAAAUGCGAUACCUGUGUACAAACCAGUAGGAAAGCCUAUCACCCAGAUCAACAUUGAUGAAGAUCUGCCAGAGAAUGACAAGCCUUGGAGGAAACCUGGUACAGACCUAAGCGACUAUUUCAACUACGGCUUCGACGAAUUCACCUGGGCCUUAUAUGCUGCCAAGCAAGAUAAUGUCCGCAGCGAGUACAGCUCGGACGCCAUCGCUCAGAAUAACAAGAAGAUGCUCGAAGACAUGCAAAUGAUGAUGAUGGGAGGUAUGCCUGGGAUGAGCGGCGCAGGCGCAGGUGCCGGUAUGGCAAAUAUGCCUGGAAUGGAUGGAAUUCCUCCUGAGAUGCAAGCCAUGAUGCAGCAGAUGAUGGCCUCUGGUCUUGACCCGAGCCAAAUGGAUGCAUCUACUAUGUCUGCCAUGUUCUCGGGUAUGCAGAAUGCCGGGGCCAGCGCUGCUGGAGGGCAGGGCAACCAGAACCAGAACUUCGGGGGACCUGGCCAAGGAUUCGGCGGUGCUCAAGGCCAAAAUUUCGGCUAUGAACAGGGCAUGGGCCGCGGUGGGGGUGGGGGCACUGGCGGGUUUGGCGGGCGUGGUCGUGGCGGCGGACGUAGGAAUUGGUAAAGAUGGCCAAGCUUCCUCCUGUAUACUUAUACUACUGGAUAGCUUUCGGUGAAGGCUAUCGAAUGAUUACCAGGCUGUGAGGUGAGAGCCUAGAUGAACGCGGGAUUUCGCGUCGUAUUAGGUAGUCAUACCAAUCACGAUACCCAUAACAUUCAAACUACACUCGGUUUGCUACGGUUCACUUUUCUUACUCCAUCGCUUAACUAGCACAAGAUGUGCAUAGCUAAUAAACACGACUGACCCAGUUGUCUAACUACACCUUAAAGGUAGUAAGACGACGAAUAAUAACCGAUAUCAGUGUCAG